AUACAUGCAUGUGUAUUAUAUAGUUUUAAAUAUGUAUUAGUAAAAUCCAUUUUUUAAUGUAUAUAAAUUAGAAAUACAUUAUUUCUUAUAAAAACAAUUUUUUUCCACAAAUAACAAAAAAAUUUUAUGUAUCAUGUCUUCUUGAUAUAUUUUUCUAAUAUAAAAAGAUAAAAUUUUUAGAGAAUAUAAUCGAAAAAGAAAUGACACAUGAAAUUUUUUUUCAUAUAUAAAAAUUUUGAUUCGUAUACAAAGUAUCAUAUGUAAAAAAAUUAUAUAUAUGUAAAAUACGAUAUGUACAAUUUAUAAAAAUAAAAAUAUAUAUAAAAUAACAAAAAAGAAUAUAGGAUAAAAAUUUGUACAUUUUUUUAUAAAAAAUACAUAUAAUAUUUAAAAAUUUUUAAUUUAACAUAUAAAAAUUUAAAAAUAUAUAUUAAAAAGAAUGAUAAAUGAUAUUAAAAAUACAAAAUAUAUUUUGCCGAUAAGUAAGACAACGAUCAAAAAUCAGCGUCAUCUCAUUUUGGAUUGUGGAAGCUCUCUAACUUGUUACUAGCAUAGUAAAAUAUGCAAGAAGGUAUAUGACACAGAAAAAAAAAGGAUAUUGUACGAAAAGAACAGAGUAUCACUAUUUUUGGUCAUGUAAUUUCAUGUAAUAUCAUUACCUCAAUAAUAUUAUAUUGAAAAUUAAUUAAUUAUUAAUUUUUUGUUAAAAAUUUAUACAAAUCUAUAAUUUAGAUUUGCAUCUUAAAGUUAAAAUUUCAAACAAGUUUUUUGUAGCAAUUUUGUAUUAUUUUUUUUUAUUAUUAUUUAUUUAUUCUGAAAGUAUUUAUUUAAUAAAUUUUGUAAAGAAAACUAUAUCCGAAGCGAAAAACUUGUAAAAAUAAACUUGUAAAUGUAAAUAUAAAAUGUUUGAAAAUGUAAGAAAAAAAAAAGAUUAAAAAGUAUAUAAAAUAUAAUAAUUGUACACAUAAAAAUACAAUAUUAAAUAUAUAUACAUAUAUAUGCAAUAUAUGUAUAAAAAUGUACAAUUUUUCUAUAAUUUUAAAAGCAAAUUUCACUAUUUUUAUGAUAUUGUUAAAAAAAUAAUCUUAAAUUAUUAAAUUAUAAAAGAAAUUAUAAUUUUUUUAAAAUUAUAUUUUACUUAAAAUUCAUUUUCUUAUACAAUUUUUAUUAAUUAUGAAUUUUUUACAAUUUUUUUUAUAUCUUUUCUUAAGAUAUAUUCUAUCUUUUUAAAAAUCAAUUUUAAUUAAAAAUUUAAUUAAUAUAAGAUUAUAAAUGCGAAUCGAUGAGAAUAACCUAUAUAUUUAUAUAUUGGCCAACACUUAUUCCUUAAAACUUAUUUUUAUAUAUAAGUAUAUAUCUAAAUGUUACAUAAUAAUAAUUUAUAUAAUCUAUUUGAAAAAUAUUUACUAUUAUAUGUAUAAAUGAAAUCACUUUGAAUUAUUUUAUUAAAAAUCCAAAUCUUUACUGAACAUGCGUACCUAUGUAGAUCUAUUCGACGUGUAUAUAUUCGACAACCUUCAUGUUUCUCAUUGCUAUAUUUUAACGGAAGUUGCGUUUCUUAGAAGUAACAUAUAUUAAAAAAUAUAUUGAGUUUAAAUAAAAUUUGUUAAAUAUCAAAUAAUAAAGAAUUAAUACUAUAAAACAUGUCAGACCCAGAACUUGAAGCAAUACGACAACAACGUUUAGCUCAAUUGCAAUCCCAAUAUAAGAAUAAUAAUGCAGAAAAUAAACAAGCAAUGGAAGAAAAAAUACAACAAAUGGAAGAUAUGAGAAAUUCUAUUCUUACUCAAGUAUUAGAUCAAUCAGCUAGAGCAAGAUUAAAUACAUUAUGUCUUGGUAAACCUGAAAAAGGAAAGAUGGUAGAAGAUAUGAUAUUAAGUAUGGCUCAACGAGGUCAAUUACCUGGUAAAUUAGGGGAAAAAGAACUUAUCAGUUUACUUGAAAGUGUAAAUCAACAAACACAAAGAAAAACUGUUGUGAAGUUUGACAGACGAAGAGCAGCAUUGGAUUCGGAUGAUGAUUUAUAGCACCUAUAUACAAUUAUAUGUGGUUUGUUAAAGACGACAUAAUAUUCUUUGUCUAAUUUUUGAACAAAAGUUAAGAUUAUAAUACUAUUGUACGCUUAAUUAGUCAUACAUUUUUAUUUUUUAUGAUAUAUUGAAAUAAAAAUUAAAAUCUAAUAUUAA
Molecule: messenger RNA, 2186 nt
Organism: Apis cerana (Asiatic honeybee)
Lineage: Eukaryota; Metazoa; Arthropoda; Insecta; Hymenoptera; Apidae
Gene: PDCD-5
Product: programmed cell death 5
Cellular component (GO): cytosol; nucleus
Molecular function (GO): DNA binding
Source: RefSeq, a predicted model, not a curated record